Molecule: messenger RNA, 399 nt
Organism: Fusarium oxysporum Fo47
Lineage: Eukaryota; Fungi; Ascomycota; Sordariomycetes; Hypocreales; Nectriaceae
Exons: 5
Coding region: 1-399 (132 amino acids)
Source: RefSeq, a predicted model, not a curated record
AUGCCUUACAAGCCUGUGGCCAUAGGUGGAAAGGCUGCUGAAAUCAAAGGAGAUGUGCUUUCGUCCACGCCUCAAAAGCUUUUCUCGAACCAUUACCAGGGCCCAAAUCAUCCGGCCUCCAACGGCGGUGUUUUCGGACUCUUAUUAGGAGGGAAGCUCACGCCAGACCAUGAGAAACAGAAACAGAGGGAAAGCUUUGCAAAUGUCCAACCUAGGCUUAGUGUUCAGUCGGAACUGCUGGAACAUGGCCAGCGUCGGAUUAAUCGCAACACUUUAUACGUGAUGAUCGUUAACAUGCCGUCGGAGGAGGAGCUUGAAGCAGCUCGAAGGCAGAGGUCGCAACAAGGCUCUGGACAGAUUGGCAGCACUGUGGCAAUUGAGAUGGUAAAUGUAGAGUAA